Fusarium sp. VM40 is the source of this 2079-nucleotide messenger RNA. The record is from the annotation of a GenBank genome assembly. NCBI's taxonomy places the organism in Eukaryota, Fungi, Ascomycota, Sordariomycetes, Hypocreales, Nectriaceae.
AUGACAAGUUGGUUAGCUACUGGUCGUCCGGCUCUUUUUGAUGCCCUCACCAGUGCUUGCGACUUGAUUGAUCAGCAAAUCGCAUCAGAUCUUGAAUUGGCCCAGCGUAAUCUUGAUGAAGCUCUUCAACAGCGAGAUGACCACGCGUCUCGAGUUUCUACUUUGACAGAUGAAAACGCCAGGUUAAAAGAGCAAUUGCAGCAAGCAAAUGCCAAGGCAGCUAUCAGCGCGCAGGCGUCAACUGAACAGAGAUCGCCUGGAAGCAAUCCCUCAGAAAGUGAACCAGAUUGGAAGCUUGAAUGCAUCAAAGUUAGCCAUAAGUUCAAGGCACUUUCGGCAAAUUUCAAACAGGCAAAAGACGCCCUUCGAAAGAGAAAAGAAGAGCGCGACCGGUGGAUCAACCACGCCAUGAUCCUGGAGAAGAAAAUCAAGGUCGCUGAGGAAGAGCAUGGAAUUAACAUCACAGACCGCCAAAGCAAGACCCCCCGACCAACUGCGGCUCCAAUAACAAAGACUGAAGAGCAUGCUCCCAGUCCAAGUACCAGCUUUACCUCCGAAGCCGGCCUCGAACAAGCCGAUCUGGAUCUUCCCCCGCUGGCUGCUGCAUCGCUCCAGGUUGAGACUGAUCAGCCUCUUCCCGAUACCAAGUCUGCCAACCCUAGCUCAGACUCGACACAAGGCGAAGAGGAGUCAAGGCAGGACGACGAAUUGCCAGAGUUGCCGCCUCAGAAUUAUAUUAGCGAAGUGAUAAUCAAGGAAGAGCCAUCGUCCGACGCUCCAGUGGUCGUAUCUGAGAGGGAGGUGCGAAAGAGGAAACGCGAUGAUGUAGACCCAAACGAGUCGCCUUUGCAAAAAGUCAAGACGGAAGAAGAUGAACGCUCAUCAAGCCCUAUACAGCCCAUAGGGCAUGCUACUUUUAACCCCCAGGAAAGCAUAGAUCUAGGCGACGUCGCACAAAGACUAUUAACACCCAGAAAACGUCGCGAGUUGGAAGAGUCGCAACGGCGAGAGCAGAUCCAAAGCGAGGCGUUUGCAACAGCAACUACACCCAGGACUCUUUUCGUCCGUCCAGAUCCUGUGACACGGCCAGCUCGACCAAUAGAGCGAACGUCGGCACUUACGCCGUUAAGCGUCAAUCGAAGGGUGGUUCAGUCAAUUCGAGAAAAGCCAAUCACGCCCCUCAGAAAGGGGCUUGGGCGCGGCAUAUCUACUUUGGCUGAGGAUGGUGAAGCCUACCGACUGGAUAAGGGCGCAAAUGAAACUCCUAAGGGGAGACUCGAUACACUCUUGAAUAGUCCUGCUGCUCAGGAAGCCACGCCUACGGGUCGCCUGAAUCCCAGAGCGGCAGCUAGGCCGAGUACGACCGCCGAAGAUCUUGCAAUACCUGGACGACGAGUACUUCCGUUUGAACAAGUGGGACGAGUUAGAGACAGAACUCCCGCUCAGCAGGUGAACACACCAAGUCGGACACUCGACCUGGGAGCUGGUUCCAAAUUUACGCCACAGAACACACGAUCCCCGUUAGCCCCUAAGGAAGGCACACGAUCAGUUUUACGGCACAAACCAAUCGCAGAACUCCGGCCAGACGACUUUAAGAUCAAUCCUCAAGCCAACGAGGGACACGACUUUGCUUUUUCGGAUGUGAUACGAGAUAGGGAUGAGAGAUCUCGUAUGCAAGGCUGUACCGAUAUGCACUGCUGUGGGAAGCAUUUCCGGUCUCUCGCCAUAUCUCAACGUCCUGACCCUCCCCUCACAGCCGUCCAGCGGCAGGAAGAACAGAAGUUACUGGAGGAUUACAUGGGCGAUUUCGCAUAUCGACUAGGAACCAUGGAUAAGAAAGAAAGAGAUGAGUUGUGGAUUGAAGCCAAAACACAGGAUCUUGCCAAUCGGUUUGGCAAGCACCGAUACCACCAUCCAAGAAUGCGGAGCCCUCCAGGAUUCUGGAAUGCAGACUUUCCUGACACGCAAGAGAUAGAGGCGGAGAGAUCAGAAGCUGCGCAGCGGGAAAAGCAGACUGUUCGGGACAGGCAUCGAGAAGCUAUGCGUCCAGGUGGUAGAUGGCUGUUCCGUGAUGAGUAG